This is a messenger RNA of Leptinotarsa decemlineata (Colorado potato beetle), 4256 nucleotides long. It is a transcript of the gene Duba, whose product is annotated as Deubiquitinating enzyme A. The record is from RefSeq and is a predicted model, not a curated record. NCBI's taxonomy places the organism in Eukaryota, Metazoa, Arthropoda, Insecta, Coleoptera, Chrysomelidae.
AAUUGAGAGGUUUGUGGUUGACUGACGUGUGUGAACUCUAUUGAGAGAAAUUUGUUAAUUUUCUGAAAAAUAAUUGUGAAAAUUCAAAUGCUUAUCGACAAAAAUACUAAUAUCAAUACCAAACAAUGACGAUUCUUCCUACGAUCAGGAAAACUGCGGGUAACACAGAGGAAAACAAGGAUGCAAAUCAACAAAGUGCGACCUCUGAGAGAGUAAAUAGAAAUUUAAUUUCUGAAACAAUUGUAUACCAAAUUUUUAGUGAUAGAAAGGAGAGAUUUCGUAAACGAUAUAAGGAAACAGAUAGACCUAGAGACAGGGAGAGUGUAAGGGAACAAAAACGUGAGGUAAGAAGGGAACAAAAAAGGGAGAGGACUGUACUGAGUAAAAGAGAAAUUAUUUCCGAACCACUGCAUGAAAACAAUGCCAUUGCAUCACCUGUAGACAGUUCAGAUGUCGAAGUUCCAUGUAAUAAUAAUGAAAAUGUUAAUAAAGAAGAAGGAACUGGUUUCAAUAGUGAGGAUGAGUAUGACGAAAGCUUUUUUAAAGAUAGACAUCUCACUGCUGAAGAAUGGCAGAAGAGAGACACCAUUUUUGCUAGAUGCAUGUCGAAUCUAGGGUAUGAAAUUAAAAAUAUGAAUGAGGAUGGUGCGUGUCUGUUUCGUUCCAUUGCCGACCAAGUAUUUGGAGACCAAGAAUUUCAUUUUCAAGUGCGACAGGAUUGCAUGAACUACAUUGUUCAGAAUCGUGAUUAUUUCGAACCUUAUGUUACUGAAGAUUUUGAAAAGUACGUUGCAAGAAAACGUACAUGGCACGUCCAUGGAAACCAUUUGGAAAUUCAAGCAAUGAGUGAACUUUAUAAUAGAGCUAUAGAAGUUUAUUGUUACCAAAUAGAACCAAUAAACAUUUUUAAUGGUGCAAGAAUAGCCUCAUAUGAACCUAUAAGGCUUUCAUAUCAUAGAAUGUGCCACUACAACUCUAUAAGUAACCCGAAUAACCCAUCAGUAGGAGUUGGUUUGGGACUGCCUAAUUAUAAACCUGUAGAUAUUGAUAGGAGAAGAUUCAAUGAUGCUAUUAGGGCCAGCGAAGAAUUACUCAUUGAACAGACUAUGUUGGAAGACAAGAUAAAAGCAACUGAUUGGGAGGCAACUAAUGAAGCUAUCGAGGAACAAGUAGCCCGAGAAUCUUAUAUACAAUACUUCAGAGAUACUGAGAAACGCUUGAAAGCUGAGGGCCAUCCUUUGGCCAGUGGAAGUAGCUCCACUAUCACUUCUUCUAUGGUGUCCAGUCCGAGAUGUUCAAGAAGAGGUUCUGUGUCUCCGAAAGGUGGUCAGUCGCCUAAGGCUUCUCCGUCUACAAAAAAUAGCCAUUCUCCACUUGCUAGUCCCAGGACAUCAUUUGGGACAAGUUCGGGCAUGUCAUUCAUUUCUGAGUGCUCCAAUAUUGAUAAUGUGCCUCCACCUUACGUUCCUACUAAAGAAGAAGAAGCUCUUGCUAAGCGUUUAUAUAAUUCGCCUCGUCGUAUCGUUGAACAGUCUGAAAACCUAGGCUUCAACAAAGAAAACUUUUCGGGAGAUUUCAAACAGCAAGCUGGACCUUCUACCGUGGUGAACGAUCUAGGUUUUGAUGAUUUUGACCAGGAAAUCAUGGCUCAAGUUCUAGCAGAAUCUCAACAAACUUACUUAGAUGAAUUGAAGCAUAAGUCGAAGAAACGACAUGGAUCUCCAGGACCAUCUACAUCCUCAUAGUCUAUAAUAUGUAAAUCAAGUCUGCUCAUUAUUUUUCCAAACUUAACGCCAUUUAUUUGAGGUUAUUUUCAAAGUGCCCAGCUUCUGAAUGAUAUGCCGUUUGGGUCAAGAGAAAUUUUUCAUUCGUGACUACAGUACUUUUUUAAAAUGUCAUUAUUUUCAAAAAAAUUAUGCAAAAAUUGAUAGAGCCUGCACUUUUUCAUUGAAAACUCUGACAAAGCAUGUGAAUUCUCGGUAUUUUAGUUAUGAAAAAGAGGCUGUGUUUUACUCUCUCUUAGAUAAUUUUUCAGAUGUGUUCAGCAUUAUUUUCAAAACUGAUUGAGCUACAAAAGUUUUGAAUGUUACAAAAUUUUCCCAAAUGGCUGAUCAUCCUGUAUGGGAGUGUUAUGAUAUGCAAUACAUACAUCAAUAUCAUUAUUACGACAACUAACCCUCUCACUGUUUGAAGUAAUAAUAAUAAUCUCGGCAUCCAAUGUUUCAUUUAACUGGGCCAUUUCUACAUCAUAGAUUAGCUUCCACUUACUACAAUACUUGUUUUUGUCUCAAAGUUUCCAAAUCGAAUCGUUUGAAAUAUAUAUUGCAUAUCAUUAUUCAUAACUUUGAUGACAUAAUUUGUGAAAAACUGUCACAUUCUUGUUUCGCACACAUAGAAUUUUUCUUGUCACAAGCUUUUUGUGUCAUUGCGACCUUUAACUACAAUUAGUGAUUUCAAAGUGUCUGUUUAUGAUAUAUUCGUCAAUAGGUGUAACAUAUUUAUUUCAGUUCAAGCUCUACAUUUCAUUGGGUUUAUGUCUCGUUUGAAUUUAAAUAUCGGUUGACAUAAUUUUGCAAAUGUUCAGGUUACAGGACCAGACAUUUCUAUUCAGAAGACAUGAGUUUGAACGUUGCUUUCAUGACGGUCUAGUAAUACUGAAGAGAUCAAUGGAUGCUCGAAACACUGUUUAGUAUCGAAUCAGGAGUGUAACAUUUUUGGGCUCUAGUGUCAUUUAUUAACAACUUGUUUGUUUACCAACCAACCUGUAGCUGUGAUAUAUAAUAUUUACCUAUGUGAAAGCUAUUUUUCAGGUUUUUUGGCUGUGGUCUUGCAGGCUUUUAUGCCUGCCAUUUCGUCUACUACUGCGGUAGGCAUUAUCAAAGGCGAUGUGGUAACGGUCGCAGUGCCGGAGUUAUUCAAUUCAAUUCAUUUUAUUCAUAAGUUUUAGAGACUACAGUGAAAGUAAUAUAAAACACGCCACAGAUUACAAAUAGUUAUUUCACAUUCAAAACUGACAAUUUUGAAAUUAGAUAAAUGUCAAGUAAGUUAAAAUAUAUUAUUGAAUGAAAGUAUCCAUUUAGCCAGAUGAAAUUCUUCAAUAUUAUAACACAUUUUCGACAACAGAAAAGUUUUGAGAUAUUUUCUAGGUUUGGAUUUGUUCCCGCUGUUCGGUCAAUCCAUUUGGAACAACAGAAACAACAACCCGGCCCCUGCGACCGUUACAACAUCGCCUUUGAUGUCUACCGCAGUAGUAUACGAAACGUCAGGCAUAAAAACCUGCAGAAUACGGUCAAAAACCCGGAAAAUAGCUUUCACACAGUUAUAUCAGAACGUGAAAGUUUACAUUCUUUAAGAUCCACCUAAUUUGUAAUGUUUAUAAACAUCUGAUAUUCAAAAAGCAAUCUGAAACUGGGCAGUGUGCAUUCUUUGAAGAUUUAAAGUCCGUUAUUAAUUAUUUUGUCAUGGGUAUAAUUUGUGUGUGUGUGUAUAGAACCGCCUCUUUUUAUAAAGUUAUAAAUGUAGAGAGGUGGAAUAAAUCGAGUGACGCUUUGAAAAAUUUUCUUAUAAAUAUAAAUCUGAAACGAUAUAUUUAUCAAUUGAUUGACUUGAGACAAAGGGGCAAUCACACGGUAAAAGGUCUGUGGUUCGAGUGAAUUUCGAGAAAUGAAACUUUUUUGUAUCGGUGAAGCAAUUGAAAUGUAAAAAGUGGUUAAACUCGACCUGAAGACUGUUUCUCGAACCAGGCUGCUUUUGUAAUAGUUAUGUUGAUCAAAAUGUAUCUGUGAAAAUGAAUUUUUGUGGCUUGUCUCUCUGUUUUAUCUCCAUGUAAGUUUUUAGUUAAUUGCCUAAGUUAAUGAAAUGCAUGCCGUUAUUCUAUGUUUCGAUGAAACUCGCAAAAUGUUUCAUAAUCUCGUAGGAAGGAUUGGGAAGUAUAUGUUGGAAUUUGAAAAUAUAUUUUACAUUAUUUAUGUGGAGAUUUGAGACGACUCUAGUCAUUACUUAUUGUCUUAAUAUAAUUUGGAUUUAUGAGUUUUCACUCCCUUGGAAUGAAAACUCUGAAGUUACCCAGGAAGGUUCGAAUUUGUCGGUAACAUCGUAUUAGUUCUGUCGAUACAUUUGAACAAAGGCAAAUAUAUGCAAAUUAGUACAAUUUAAAUAUUUUCUACGAAGAUUCAGAGGUGGAUCCCGAAGCGUCAUCAAAAGGAAGUGUAUUUCCAAUUGAAAUAACUAGUCAUUUUUAAUUUUUGUUUUUCUUC